Eucalyptus grandis is the source of this 712-nucleotide messenger RNA. Its product is annotated as transcription factor MYB123. The transcript has 4 exons. The record is from RefSeq and is a predicted model, not a curated record. Bases 95 to 712 code for a protein of 205 amino acids. Lineage: Eukaryota; Viridiplantae; Streptophyta; Magnoliopsida; Myrtales; Myrtaceae.
GCGUUGAACAUCAACGGCACAUGCAGCACUCUCUAUAUAAUCUGUCAUCAUCGAGACAGUUUAGCAUUAGAAUGCGAGAGAGAGAGAGAGAGAGAUGGGCAGAAAUCCUAGCAGUGGUAAAGAUGGAUUGAAGUUGAAGAAAGGAGUUUGGUCGGCUGUUGAAGAUCAAAUCCUCGUCGAUUACGUCAAAGUUCAUGGCCAAGGGAAAUGGGGCAAAGUUCGUAAGGUAACAGGCCUCAGGAGGUGUGGAAAGAGCUGUAGGCUUCGUUGGUUAAAUUACCUAAGACCAGAUAUCAAGAGAGGAAACAUAUCGCUUGAAGAAGAGGAACUCAUCGUUAGGCUCCAUAAGCUCCUAGGCAACAGGUGGGCUCUUAUCGCGGGAAGGCUUCCUGGCCGGACAGAUAAUGAGAUAAAGAAUUACUGGAACUCCACCAUAAAGAAGAAGCUAGUCCAAGAAAACGGUGACCAGCCAAUGAACUCAAAGUGGGAGGAUGACAAGCCCUUAAAUGAGACCGCCACGGCUGAAUCACAAGGCGAUGCCCAUCGUGAGAGUAAGCCGUGUAAUUCAGAAGGCGUCGUUUCAGAUAGAAUGAUGGAGUCAAUUGAAGAAAAGCACUCCGAGCUCUUUGAAGGCAAUGAAGAUGGAGGGAAUCAAAACGGGUGGAUUUCUGAGGAAAUGCUGUCUACAUGGGUUGCUGAGUUGCUGGGCUGA